CUUUUGGAGCUUCCCAGUUGCGCGGAUCUGAGUAUAAAAGGUUUUAAGAAAAAAUGAAGCAUUCGAAGGAUCCGUUCGAAGCAGCGAUUGAGGAGGAGCAAGAUGAAUCACCGCCGGAAUCACCGGGAGGCGGUGGUAGCGACGAGGGACGGCUUGAGAUCGAGCAGACUCCGGAAGAGAGUGAGAGGGACGUAGGUGUUCGUCGUCAACCGAAGAAGUUCAAAUCCUCUGUUACUGUUACUGAGGCUAAGAACAAAGAUGAAGAUGAAGAAGAAGAGGAAGAGAAUAUGGAAACUGAGUUAACUAAGUACCCAACUACUGCUGAUCCCGCUAAGAUGGCUAAGAUGCAGGUUAUUUUGUCGCAGUUCACUGAGGAUCAGAUGAGUAGAUAUGAGUCUUUUAGGAGAUCUGCGUUUCAGAAAGGAAACAUGAGGAAGUUGUUACAGGGAGUGACAGGGAGUCAGAAGAUCAGUAUGCCAGUGAUAAUCGUUAACUGUGGUAUUGCGAAGAUGUUUGUUGGUGAACUCGUGGAAACAGCUAGAGUUGUAAUGGGGGAAAGGAAAGAAACAGGACCUAUCAGACCUUGCCAUAUCAGAGAGUCCUAUAGGAGACUAAAGCUCGAAGGCAAAGUACCUAAACGAUCAGUUCCACGCCUUUUCCGAUAGGCAAAGCAACUUGAGAAGUUACUUUAAUUAGAUAUUUGAGUCUAUGGGUUUAAGCUGAAGUGAUUUGCCUAUCAUUCCCAUCAGAAAGAUGCUUAUCUGGUGAUCAAUCUUUGUAUACAGAACUAUUUGUAAUUGGUUCCAGGUUUUCAUUUGUUAUUGGUUCAAGUACUCGUUUAUUUGGUUUAAGUUUUAAUAAAUGGUGAUCCGAUUUGGUUUAAAUAUUUCAGUGUUUUAUUCAGUUACGAUUUUAUUAUCCAACCCUACUUU
Eruca vesicaria subsp. sativa (arugula) is the source of this 932-nucleotide messenger RNA. The record is from the annotation of a GenBank genome assembly. NCBI's taxonomy places the organism in Eukaryota, Viridiplantae, Streptophyta, Magnoliopsida, Brassicales, Brassicaceae.